Messenger RNA from Protobothrops mucrosquamatus (brown spotted pit viper), 504 nucleotides. Its product is annotated as lymphocyte antigen 6E-like. Gene Ontology annotation, molecular function: acetylcholine receptor inhibitor activity. Bases 1 to 504 code for a protein of 167 amino acids. The transcript has 4 exons. The record is from RefSeq and is a predicted model, not a curated record. Lineage: Eukaryota; Metazoa; Chordata; Lepidosauria; Squamata; Viperidae.
AUGAAGGCCUCCCUUGUCGUCCUUGAUCUGCUGCUUUUGCUUAAAAAUGAAGUUUUCCCGCUGACGUGCUUCGAAUGCGACAACCAGCGCACCAACCUGUGGUGUCUCCGUUUCAGGGAGUGUGGCAAGGAAGAAGUAUUCUGUGUGACUGCUGUGGCCUCGUAUAAAAUCGUGCAUUCCCUCGCCUGCUAUUACUGUGAAAAUGAGCCUUCCAACUGGAACUGCAUGUCCAUGAAGAAGUGCGCAGAAACAGACAAAUACUGCACUACCAUUAAAAGGGUUAACCGUGGCAGACAUGGUGAGCCUGAUGACUACCGGAUCAGCAAGCAAUGCACUCCAUCUUGUGAUGAAAAUUUCAUGGACAUGGGAUCAUCAUCCGUUGCUACCAAGUGCUGCCAGUUUUCCUUCUGUAACUUCAGUGGAGCUGCCAGCGUGAAACUGAGCAACAUGGUGCUGGUUUUGGGAAUCCUGGGCAGUUUCUUCUACAUCUUCCAGUCUAGAUAA